AUGAGUAAGGAACAAUCACCAACAAUGCAAAAAGGACCAACCUUUGAUGAUAUUUUGCAAAUGCUCAAAAAAUCCUUCAUAGAGGAAACAAAAGAGCUUAGAGAGGAAUUAAUGGAUUGGAAAGUAAAAUGCAAAGAAUUGGAAAAGCAAAACAAUAUUCUUGAUUAUAGGAUCAAAGGAUCAAGCAAUAGAAUAUCUGAAUUGGAAAAAAAGCUAGAGGAAACAGAAGAAUUGAAAAAUUCUACAAUGAGAAAAUAUUAUGAUUUGAAAAGAGACUAUGAUGACUUGAACCAAUUCAAAACAUCAAUAACACACAUGGUUAGCCCAACAAAAGACAAGACAAAGCAAUCUAUCAAUCCAGCUACAAAUUUAACUUCUAAAUUUUCUUCUCCAGAAGUGAGAAAAACAAGUUCAUUUGUGUUCAACUCAGAAGAUGACCUUUGCACCCCAAGUAAUCACUCCAAUAUAAGUAAUAUUUCUGUAAGACAUGACUCAUAUGACCCUAUCCUGACAAGUGUGCACCAAAGAAAUAAGUAUGGAUCUGAUUCUCCAAUAAUAUUUAACAGAACACCUCAAAAGUCUAGGGAUCAAACAGUAAGAAGUAGAAGUGCAACACUCUCAAAUAGAAAGAGAACCUCAAUUCUAAAAGAUCCAUCAUCAUUUACUUCCAGAGAAAAGAAUGUAAAGUUUUCACCAAGUACAAAAACUGCUGAGCUAGGAGAAAAAGAAGUGCCAGUGGAUACACCAUUUUCUGCUCCUCCUACACCACAUUCAUCGUUUGGAGUUCAAUACACUAAGAAGCCAGAUUUGAAAGAGGAAUCCCAUGACAAGGUAGUAGCUGAUAGAUUUGUAUCCACACCAUCAAGGCGAACCUAUUCAAGUCAAGAAUCGGCAAAUAACUACACAAAGAAUUCUAAUCGAUUAGCAAGUAGUAUUGCAAGUAGCGACUUGGAAGAGAUUAGUGCUGAUGUAACAGCUCAAGAGUUGUAUCUGAGAGUGAAGAAGGCUCUCUCACCAGAUGAGUUUAAGAACUUUAGCACAAAUAUCAGAAAAUUGAACAUGGGUGAACAAUCCAUCACCACAACCCUAGUUAAUCUGCGAGAAAUUAUUGGAGAAGAACGUCAGAACUUGUACUCACAUCUGAAGAGAGUAAUAUCUGCUGGAGAAAUGUAG
Messenger RNA from Naegleria gruberi, 1173 nucleotides. RefSeq lists its product as uncharacterized. The transcript has a single exon. The record is from RefSeq and is a predicted model, not a curated record. Bases 1 to 1173 code for a protein of 390 amino acids. Lineage: Eukaryota; Heterolobosea; Eutetramitea; Acrasida; Naegleriidae.